Molecule: messenger RNA, 675 nt
Organism: Trichomonas vaginalis G3
Lineage: Eukaryota; Parabasalia; Trichomonadida; Trichomonadidae
Product: spectrin binding
Exons: 1
Coding region: 1-675 (224 amino acids)
Molecular function (GO): protein binding
Source: RefSeq, a predicted model, not a curated record
AUGCUCAAAAGUGAUCUCUAUCCUGAUUCAAAGAAAGGUUUCUCAUUGCUUGAAUUAUGCUGUUAUCAUAAGGCAGUUCAGUGUUUCAAGCUUCUGAGAACAAAAUUCAACCUUUCAAUUACAAGAAUGUGUCUUAAUUUUUCAUUUUUGAGCGGAAAUCCAGAAAUAAUGAAUGAGUGUUUGAAAUUCAAGACUCCCGACAAAAAAUGUAUGAAAUAUGCAAUUAUUUCUCACAAUAUUGAUUUUGUUACCUAUUUGAUGAAUGAGCACAACAUAAAAAUUGAUUUAGCAAGUUGCUGUCGGUUCCUCAAUCUUAAUGCAUUUUUCAUUUAUGUAGACCAAGCAAAUGAAAUCAACAGAUGCUUUGCUUUUUCAGGUGGUUUCAAUUCUUUAUCUUUCUGUUUAUACUUUUCAUAUAAAGGUGUAGAUGUAAAUGCAGCAAAUGAAAAAGGAAGGACAGCUCUUCAUUAUGCAGCAAAAUAUAACAGUUUGGAAAUUGCUCAAUAUCUUAUUUCAAAAGGAAUUGAUGUCAAUGCAAGAGACAUCAAAGGGUAUAAUUCGCUUUCAUGUGCAUUUUAUCAACAAAACUUUGAAAUGUUGGAUUUAUUGAAAUCACAUGGUGCAAUUCCCACAUUCGAAGUCGGACUUCGUAUAGGAUUUAUGAAUAAGAAAUAA